Messenger RNA from Schistosoma haematobium, 3139 nucleotides. RefSeq lists its product as uncharacterized. The record is from RefSeq and is a predicted model, not a curated record. Bases 1742 to 3139 code for a protein of 465 amino acids. The transcript has 3 exons. NCBI's taxonomy places the organism in Eukaryota, Metazoa, Platyhelminthes, Trematoda, Strigeidida, Schistosomatidae.
UCAAAAGCUAUAGACUCUCGAAUACAGUGUUGCCAAAAAAUGAAAUGCCAAGGUAUACGGAAACAUACUAAGUACCCUGAACCAUAAUUCAGCACAAAAUUGCGAGCCCAAAAGUGCAAUUUAUUAAUACUCCAUAUUGGAUUCGACUUAUUACGUGCUGAUCGCGGCAUUUCGCCCUCAAGGUCGUUUGUUUCUCAACGAUUGUUCAGCUGUGUCACCUGAAUUCUGACCGGUCUAAAAGUAUUUCAAGGUCGCCCGUGAGUUGUGGUCUUACCUCAGAGGCUCUGGUCGUACAGACCAGCCAGUUUAUAUGUCAUGGCGUUCCUUGUUGGUUCCUCUUCAUCAUGCAAUGGUGAAAAAUUAUAGUAGGCCAAAUAACUCCUCUUCCUUUUUUCGUUUCCUGUUGUGUUAAUAUAUCUUUUCUCUCACUUGACUUGUUCUCCCGGCCCUUCUGUAUAUAAUAUGACAAACUUCCCCAUUCGUUUGUCGACAAGCUUGUUUCCUACAUUUUCCUCGUUUCAAUUACGCAUUAUUGACGUCCCCCCUUUCGUGUCACCUUGGACAUUAGCCAAAGACUACUUGACAAACUAAGCAACUAUUGCAUCGUGAAAUUCCUCAGUCUUAACUGUUCUUGGACAAAUCACAACGCCGUUUUAAUCCAGUCUAAACAUCCGCACAAUAUGUAUUAGUGAUUUAAUGUGACUACUAUGAUAUGCAAAAGUGGAUCAUUCUCCAGAAGUGUGUCAAGUGAAUAUAAAGAGUAAAAGUUUACUGAUUGGAACUUUGAAAUUAGACGGACAACCGCUAAAGUUUAUAAUUCGUCGUAGGUUUGUUAAAAUCGAAAUUUAUUCUUUCUGAAAACUGAGGUUACAUCACGUUACCAUAUGGUGAGGAACCAAACAGCUUAUUUUCUGCAUGAGGAUUAAAAACAUUCAUCGAGUAAACAUCGUGCUAUCAAAUUAAUAUUCAUUGUAAAAGUCUGUGAGUUUACGUAGACUUCAGUGACACUGAAUGUACAGUACGUAUAGAGGAACCAAAUGUCCAUCAGUGUUGAAAAGUGCCUAAAUAGCUUCAGGUUUAUUAAGCACACCACCUACUGUGAUAAUAACAACCCAGUCUUUACAUAUUAUCGGUUCCCACAUAUUUUCAGCUAUCGUUUCGUAUUUAAACUUCAUACAAUAAACCUUUGUUAAUCUUCACUGAAAAUGCCUUGUUAAGCACAUAUUUUCACACUUCGUUUUGUAGUUCUGCUUUGUUUACUCAUUACACUAUUGAGACCAUGAUUUCUUAAUUUUUAAUUCGAAAUAGUACAAAGACAACCAAAAAUCUUAUUGUGCAACUGGCUUUUAAAAUGUUAUUGAUACAUCUCAGAUACACCCAUAUCUGUAGCCCGAACACAUUUCCGUAACGUAUUUGUAAGUUAGUAAUAGGCGCUGGAAAAUAACUAUAACAAUCCCUUGAUUUUAGGAUAAUGGGACAUCCUGAACUUUAUAUGGUCCGGUCGGAUUAGGUCUUAAAGAUGACAAGCCCGUCUCUGCGGAAGGCAAUAAGACCUUACAUCCUUUUGACCUUAAUAAACAGCUUUACUACUUUGCAUUUUACUUAGUUAACUCUCAUUAAUUAUUCCCCCUAUACUUUAAAUAUUUCUCAGAUCAUCUGAAAGUUACGAGUGCUCGGUCGCAUUACUUAAAGAUCAGCCACCGAAAUGGUCCCAAACAGCUUUUGGUUUGAUGCAUAAGUGAUGACAGCUUUAUCCAGCUUGCUCAAUGUCCAUUCCAAAAUAACAUGGUCAAAGUAUUACUGUACACUCAAAGAAAUCCAAACUGUCUCAUCCUUUAUUUCUCUAUAUGGAUAUGUACACUGCCCGUCGUGCGGAAACCACUUAGAUAAUGUUCAGUUCUUAAGACAUAUUUCAGCACAUUUGCUGGUGAAUGAACUCGAACUUGGUUCAUUAAUGUCUUUCAAAUUCUGCACAGAGUGCCUGUCCGUGCCGGAUGGAAUCAGUAUGACCUUACACAAUUGGAUCCAUCGGCAUGUAGAACAACAUACACCCCUCGCACUAAUGGAUGGUUGUUUUGUGUGUCCUAUUUGUGAGAGCAACUUUGUAUCACUUAUAAAAUUUGCUGUACAUUUAUACGAAAGACAUGUGUAUUUAGACUCGCCUUACGUGUGCACAAUAUGUUACGGAUUCAGAUCAUCUUUUUAUUGUGAAUUGAUAUCCCACUUCCAAGAUUGCCACCAUAAAACAAAUCACAUAUUCUGUCCGUAUUGUCUAAAACAUUUCGAAUUGUCUAUUUUGUGGAGUAUAGAUUUAGGACUACAUAUAUUCGAUGCACAGGCGUUUUACACGCACGUCCAGCAACAUUGGGAGCAAACGACAUAUCGAUGUACCUCAUGUCGUCUCGAUUUUAUACAUAAAAAGGAUCUUCAGUGGCACGAGUAUUUACACCAUUCUGGUCAUCCUUUAUCAAGGCCUAGUUACCGAAGUAACGCUUGUGAACAUUCGUCUCAUCUAACCGAAGAUCAACUGUCUCUUUCCUAUUCAAAUCAACUAGUUGCACACACACCACGCACACGAUUAAAGUGUUUAGAAUGUGGAGAGCAGGUGCGUCACCCUGUACAUAAACAUUUCAACAUGACACUGCGCUGUGCUAGAUGCAAAUACACUACAUCAUGUAUUGUCGCGGCUAAUUGGCACUGGAGCAAAGUUCAUUGUGCACCGCCCAUACAACAGUCAUCUGAUUCUAAUGAUACUCAACCGUGGCACAAGUACAUCAACACUACCGCACAGCACGAAGCAGUCCCACCUCGCACUGUCAACGCACCGCUUUACGAUCCAUGUUUCUCAUCAACUACUCAUACAAAGCGGUGCAGAAACGAACACGUCCCUGCAGGGUUAUUUGUAAGAGGAUAUUUAAGAUGUAACUGUGGCUUCCGUACGAUGGUCUACGACUUAAUGGCCCGUCACUUAGCAACGAAGGGAGACGGGCAUAAUCUCGCAAAGUUUGUAUACAGGCCUCGGCCGUCAUUGUUUUUAAUAGUCGCUCGUCCUGCGAGAGCGCUACGCACUUCCCUGUGGUGGCAAAAAAGAAUAGCACGGGCACCCCACUUUUUGAACUCUGUUGGACUAUCCCAAUAA